Messenger RNA from Entrophospora sp. SA101, 632 nucleotides. Lineage: Eukaryota; Fungi; Glomeromycota; Glomeromycetes; Entrophosporales; Entrophosporaceae. The record is from the annotation of a GenBank genome assembly.
GUCAAUUUGAAGAAAGCAAGGUAUCAGAUUCUUCUGGCUCAGAUUUUAUUUUAUCAGAUGAAAUUUAUUCUUCAGAUUCUAACAAUGAUGAUGUUGAUUUUGGUGAAAAACAAGAUCCAAAACAAAUACAAAAAUCACCUAAAAUAAAUAUAAAAAAAUCUUUGCUUAGAAAUCUAACAUUGCCUUUAAAAACUCUCUAUAAAAGUUCAAGAUUAUUUGGAGCAUCAGAACGUAUACUUGUAAAAGGAAAAGACACACAAUGGUUAAUAGAAUAUGAGGAGAAAUUUAAAAAUAUUAAAGUAAAGAUACCAAAAUUUUACAAUAAAUCAAGAAAAAAUUUAAUCACAAUUGAUGAUGAUGAAACAUUUGAAGAUUAUGGAUUGUUAUAUGAUGAUGACUUAAUUUUAUUAACAAAAAAACUUAAAAAGAGAACCAGAUCCAAAGGCAUUUAUAUUUUAUCAUUUAAUACACAAAAUAAAAUAUAUACAAAAUAUGCAGGAUAUGUUACUUAUAUGGAUAAUAAGGAACUUAUUGAAAAGAUUAAACAAGUUUUUAAUAACAUUGGUGAUUCAUACAUUGAUAAAGAACAACUUAGGGGAAAAACAUUUGAGGAAAUGAUACCAUAUAUCUAA